This is a messenger RNA of Magallana angulata, 702 nucleotides long. RefSeq lists its product as uncharacterized. NCBI's taxonomy places the organism in Eukaryota, Metazoa, Mollusca, Bivalvia, Ostreida, Ostreidae. Bases 132 to 653 code for a protein of 173 amino acids. The transcript has a single exon. The record is from RefSeq and is a predicted model, not a curated record.
UAAUAGAAGAGGCAAUUGUCAUUACUGUUUAAUUAUGAGGAAAUAAAUGUGAGGUGAUAAUUAUACAAUCGCCUGUAUUGUCCCACGUUUGCUAUAAUUAUGAUACAUGCAUUUUAUUUUUUAUAUUAACGAUGAAAGUCGCCAUCUUCGGAUCCUCAUACGUGAAGCGAGCUUCUUAUUUUGCAGACUUUGCCAUGCCAUUUGAAAUAGAGUGGUUCGGUGUUGGUGGAAUGACAGCCUCCCAGCCCUGCCCAAACCUAAUCUUCAAAAUGGCGAGAUACAGCCCGGACAUCGUUGUCGUUUGUUUGGGGGGUAACGACAUUUCCAGUGGAGCAGAGCCGUCUACUGUCAUCGACUGCCUGACAAGCCUCUUCCACAGAAUAAGAGAUUUCGCCCCCCGACAACCCGAUAUUUUCUUCACGGAGAUAGUCUCCAGGGGAAAAUUCCGUUCUUCUCCACAGCGUGAGGAAUUCGACGGCAAGAGGAGAACCGUCAACAAUAAGAUGAAGAAAAUCCUUGGCAGAACCUUCAUCAGAAUAGACGUCAGGUUUCCCAGACACUAUCUACCAGACGAAAUCCAUUUUAACGACGCUGGGACUGUCAUAUUCCUGCUUUCCAUAAGCAAGACAGUAAAAAGUCGCUCCUUGGAGUAGAGAAUAAACGGCCCUUUUAAGGGCCUUUCACAUUUUUCGAAAAGCUACC